Molecule: messenger RNA, 1650 nt
Organism: Lathyrus oleraceus (garden pea)
Lineage: Eukaryota; Viridiplantae; Streptophyta; Magnoliopsida; Fabales; Fabaceae
Exons: 1
Coding region: 1-1650 (549 amino acids)
Biological process (GO): proteolysis
Molecular function (GO): aspartic-type endopeptidase activity
Source: RefSeq, a predicted model, not a curated record
AUGCCUUAUAGCCACAUUCUACCAUAUUUAUUGAGGGGAUCACUUGUGCAACUAAGGGAGUUAGGACCCCCACCAGCGGUUCUUCCUCCCGGUUAUGAUGCAAAUGCCCGAUGUGAAUUUCAUUCUGGCGCUCCUGGGCAUUCGAUCGAGAAAUGUAAAGCAUUAAAGUACAAGGUUCAAGAUCUUAUUGACUCUAAGGCAAUCACGUUCGCCCCCAAGAGGCCGAAUAUGAAUAAUAACCUGAUGCCCCCUCACAACAAUGCAUCGGUGAAUAUGAUGGAAGCUGACAAUGGAAGGAAAUUGACGUCCUGUGUGGACGAGUUAAAAACACCACUCAUCGAGAUCAAGAAUGCUUUAAUGAAGAAUAAUGUCUUUCCCAUCUGUGGUAAUUACUGUGAACACUGUCUGAUUAACCCGCAACAAUGUGGAACAUUGAAGUCUGUCAUACAACAAUUAAUGAAUCAAGGGAUCUUGGUGGUAGACUGUCCGUCCACAAAGGAAGAUGUGUCUACCCUCGAGAUACCAUACGAUGAAGUCCCUCCUCUGCAUAUUCCAUAUGACUUCUCUCAGUUAACUCUAUCGACAAAUCCUGUCACUCCAAUCGUAAUAACAGUUCCCACACCAUUCCUAUAUGUUGACACCAAGGCAGUCCCAUGGAUGUAUGACACCUCAGUCUACAUUCAUGGUCAGAAGGUGCAAGAAGAAUCGUUGAAGUCUAGUGACCCAAUGAUCAAUAUCACCGGCACUAACGGAGUCACGAGAAGUGGAAGGAUAUUUGCGCCGACACCCACUCCAAUUGGAACUAUCAAUCCUUCAACUUCAGACAAAGGCAAACAAAUUGAUGGCGCUCAGCAAAGACAAGACCCCGCACCUUCAAGUGAAGUAGACGAGUUCUUACGCAUCAUCAAGAAGAGUGAUUAUCGAGUAGUUGAUCAUCUUAACCAGACACCCUCGAAGAUCUCAAUGUUGUCUCUAUUGUUGUGCUCAGAGGCCCAUAGGGAGGCUUUGGUAAAGUUUCUGAGGACAGCUCACGUACCACAAGAGAUAUCUGUUUAUCAGUUUGAAGGAGUAGUUAAUAAUAUCGCUACUAGCUUAAGCUUAGGUUUCAGUGAUGAAGAGCUUUCCGCCGAGGGGAGGAAUCAUAACAAGGCUCUCCAUAUUUCCAUUGAGUGUAUGGACACAGUCCUAUCAAGAGUUUUGGUAGACACUGGGUCUUCCCUCAAUGUAAUGCCUAAGAGCUCCUUUGCUAAACUAACUAUUGAAGGACUCGUAAUGAAGCCGAGUGAGCUUAUAGUAAGAGCAUUUGAUGGGACUAGAAGGACUGUAAUCGGCGAGGUGAAUUUGCCUAUGAAGAUUGGUCCCCAUAUUUUCCUUAUCACUUUCUUCAUAAUGGAUAUCUAUCCAGCCUACAGUUGUCUGCUUGAAAGGCCUUGGAUCCAUUCAGCUGGUGCAGUCACUUCAACGCUCCAUCAAAAAUUGAAAUUCUUAGCUGAUGAUAAGCUAGUUGUUGUCGAGGGUGAGGAGGACAUUGUGGUAAGUCACCUCGCAUCUUUCAGAUACGUUGAGGGAGAAGGGGAGAUAAGGGAAGUCCCAUUCCAAUCAUUUAAAGUUAUCAAUGUUGAAAUGGUUUGCCCAGCAAGGGGUGAAUAA